AGAGGGAGGGAGUGUGUAUGAGAGAGUGGAGAAGGAGGAAAGACAGAGAGAAGAGACAGUAGGGGGAAAAAAACCCAGUGAAGAGCAAACGGAAGGAUUUUGUGAUUUCUCCUGAGGAGCUUCUGCUGAUAACCCUGGGAGCAGGAUGGCUGAAGGAGAGGGAGGGGAUGAAGAGAUCCAGUUCCUGCGAACGGAUGACACGGUAGUGCUCCAGUGUUCAGCGACCAUCCUGAAGGAGCAGAUCAAACUGUGCCUGUCCUGUGAGGGCUUUGGGAACAGAUUGUGCUUCCUGGAAACAACAUCCAAUGCCCAGAAUGUGCCCCCUGACCUUGCGAUCUGUGCCUUCGUGCUGGAGCAGUCACUCUCAGUGCGGGCCCUGCAGGAGAUGCUGGCCAAUACCGUGGAGAUGAUGGAGGCAGUCGAUUUGGACCAAUGGUCCUCCCAGGGAGGAGGUCACCGGACACUACUCUAUGGCCAUGCUAUCCUGCUCAGACACCACCACUCUGACAUGUACCUCAGCUGCCUGACCACCUCUCGAUCACUAACAGACAAGCUAGCCUUUGAUGUCGGAUUACAGGAGGAUUCUACAGGUGAAGCAUGCUGGUGGACCAUCCAUCCUGCCUCCAAACAGAGGUCGGAAGGUGAGAAGGUCAGAGUGGGAGAUGACCUCAUCCUGGUUAGCGUGUCAUCUGAGAGAUACCUGCACCUGUCCUGUGCCAGUGGAGACCUGAUGGUAGACGCCUCGUUCAUGCAGACGCUGUGGAACAUGAACCCAGUGUGCUCUGGCUGUGAGCUGGCAGAGGGUUACUUGACUGGAGGACAUGUCUUGCGCCUGUUCCAUGGUCACAUGGAUGAGUGUCUGGCUGUUCCGGCACCCGAGCAAGGAGUUCAGCGCAACAUAGCACAGUAUGAGACAGGAACUGUCUGCAGUCAAGCUCGCUCUUUGUGGAGACUCGAACCUCUGAGAAUCAGCUGGAGCGGAAGCCACAUGAAGUGGGGCCAGUCGUUCCGUGUCCGCCACAUCACCACUGGUCGCUAUUUGUGCCUGGACGAGGAGAAAGGCCUGAUGGUGCUCGAGCCCCAGAAGGCCAACACCAAGCAAUCUGCCUUCUGCUUCCGGGCCACCAAGGAGAAGGUUGAGGUGGUGAAGAAGCGCGACGUGGAGGGGAUGGGGGUGCCGGAGAUCAAGUACGGCGAGUCCAUGUGCUUCGUACAGCAUGUCUCCACGGGUUUGUGGGUCACCUACGCUGCUCUGGAUGCCAAAGCAGCUCGUCUGGGUACCAUGAAGAGAAAGGUCAUUCUGCAUCAGGAGGGCCAUAUGGAUGACACGCUGAUGAUGGCACGCUCACAGAUGGAAGAAUCUCAGGCAGCGCGGAUGAUCUACAGCACCACGGGCCUCUUCACACAGUUCAUCAAGGGGCUGGACUCUCUGAGUGGGAAGAACAGGGCAACAGGGCCCAUUACACUUCCCCUGGACGCGGUGAUCCUCUCGCUGCAGGAUCUCAUCCACUACUUCCGGCCACCGGAGGAAGAGCUGGAGCAUGAGGAGAAGCAGACCAAACUCCGCUCACUGCGCAGCCGCCAGAACCUAUUCCAAGAAGAGGGAAUGAUUACCAUCGUUCUGGAGUGUGUCGACAGGCUGAACGUGUACAACACUGCUGCCCACUUCUCUGAGUUUGCUGGAGAGGAAGCAGCUGAGUCCUGGAAGGAAAUAGUCAACCUGUUCUAUGAACUGCUGGCCUCUCUCAUCAGAGGGAACCGUUCAAACUGUGCUCUCUUCUGUGAUAAUCUCGACUGGCUGGUGAGCAAGCUCGAUCGUCUGGAAGCCUCUUCAGGCAUUCUAGAGGUGUUGUACUGUGUUUUGAUUGAGAGUCCUGAAGUACUGAACAUUAUCCAGGAGAACCAUAUCAAAUCCAUCAUCUCUCUUUUGGACAAGCAUGGACGUAAUCAUAAGGUCUUAGAUGUCCUGCGCUCUCUGUGUGUGUGCAAUGGUGUGGCUGUGAGGUCCAAUCAAAAUCUCAUCACAGAAAAUUUACUUCCGGGUCGUGACCUUCUGCUACAGACCAACAUCGUCAAUUAUGUGACCAGCAUGAGGCCCAAUAUCUUCCUAGGGACAUGCGAAGGCUCAACACAGUAUAAGAAGUGGUACUACGAGGUGAUUGUAGACUACGUGGAGCCCUUCGUGACAGCACAAGUUUCGCAACUGCGUGUGGGCUGGGCCAUGACUGUGGGCUUCAGUCCCUACCCCGGCGGCGGAGAGGGCUGGGGGGGUAACGGCGUCGGAGAUGACCUCUACUCAUACGGCUUUGACGGGCUUCACCUGUGGUCCGGUCAUGUGUCACGUCAGGUGGCAUCACCCAAUCAGCACAUCCUGGCCGCUGAUGAUGUCGUGAGCUGUUGUCUGGAUCUUAGCGUGCCCAGUAUUUCCUUCCGCAUUAACGGCCAUCCCGUGCAGGGCAUGUUCGAGAACUUCAACUUGGAUGGCCUCUUCUUCCCUGUCAUAAGCUUCUCAGCUGGUGUCAAAGCUCGAUUCCUAUUGGGUGGUCGUCACGGUGACUUUAAGUUCUGCCCUCCCCCUGCCUAUGCGCCAUGCUACGAGGCUCUUCUGCCCAAAGAGAGAAUGCGGAUUGAGCCCAUUAAAGAGUACAAGCAUGACUAUAAUGGAGUCAGAAACCUGCUGGGGCCCACAAUGUCCCUCACACACACCUCUUUUACACCCUGUCCUGUGGACACUGCCCAGAUUGUAUUGCCUCCCCACCUGGAGCGGAUCAGGGAGAAGCUGGCAGAGAACAUCCAUGAGCUAUGGUCUGUAACUCGCAUCGAGCAAGGCUGGACAUAUGGGCCUUUCCGUGACGAUAAUAAGAAACUCCACCCGUGCCUGGUGGACUUUCUGAGUCUCCCAGAACCUGAGAGGAACUACAAUCUGCAGAUGUCUGGGGAGAUUUUAAAGACACUCCUGGCUCUUGGCUGCCAUGUAGGUAUGGGAGAUGAGAAAGCAGAAGAAAACUUGAAGAAGAUCAAACUUCCCAAAACGUAUGUGAUGAGCAGCGGCUAUAAGCCUGCCCCUCUCGAUCUCAGCCAUGUGAAGCUCACGCCCAACCAGAACCAGCUGGUGGAGAAGCUGGCAGAGAAUGGGCACAACGUGUGGGCCCGCGACCGAGUGAGGCAGGGCUGGACCUACAGCAUCGUCCAGGACAUCAUGAAUAAGCGUAACCCUCGCCUGGUACCGUACAGUCUGCUGGACGAGAAAACAAAGAAAACCAACAGAGACAGUGUCAACAACGCCGUGCGCACCCUCAUUGGCUAUGGGUACAACAUCGAGCCUCCUGACCAGGAGAGCAGUGGUCAUACAUCAGACAACACCCGUGGAGACAAGGUGCGCAUCUUCAGAGCCGAAAAGCAAUACGCCGUGACCUCAGGCAAAUGGUACUUUGAGUUCGAGGCGGUAACCACAGGGGAGAUGAGAGUGGGCUGGGCUCGGCCCAACGUGCGUGCCAAUACUGAUCUGGGAGCAGACGAGCUGGCCUACGUCUUCAAUGGGAACAGGGCUCAGCGCUGGCACAUUGGGAACGAGCCGUUUGGUAGACAGUGGCAGUCUGGUGAUGUGGUGGGAUGCAUGAUCGACUUGGUGGAGAUGAACAUCAUGUUCACUCUGAAUGGAGAGAUGUUAAUCAGCGAUUCUGGGUCUGAAAUGGCCUUUAAAGACAUUGAAAUUGGAGAAGGUUUCAUCCCCGUGUGCUCACUGGGCCUGUCCCAGGUAGGACGCAUUAACCUGGGCCAGAAUGUGAGCAGCCUGAGCUACUUUGCCAUCUGUGGUCUGCAGGAGGGCUUCGAGCCGUUCGCCAUCAACAUGAAGAGGGACAUCACCAUGUGGUUCAGCAAGAGUCUGCCCCAGUUCGUUCCAGUGCCCACAAACCACAACCACAUUGAGGUGUCUCGUGUGGACGGUACAGUGGAUAGCGCCCCCUGCCUGAAGCUCACGCACAAGACUUUUGGCUCCCAGAAUGCCAAUACGGACAUGCUGUUCCUGAGACUGAGCAUGCCCAUCCAGUUCUAUGAGACAUUUAAGGUGCCUGCAGGGACCACCCUCCUCACCCGCGCCCUCACAAUCCCAGAAGACGAGGUCCUGGAGGUGGAUCCUCACUCGGAAUACGAGGUACUGAAGAAGUCAGCCAGCCGGAAGGAGCAGGAGGAGAAAGAGAAGGAACCAUCGAUGCCUAAAGACCUCCCAAGCAUCAAGGAGAAUGACAAAGACACCGCCUCUGAGAAAGGCAAAAAGAAGGGUUUCCUGUUUAAGGCUAAGAAGGCAGCCAUGAUUGCCCCUCCCCCUCCUCUUCCUGUCCUGCCCCGCUUGAUAGAGGACGUGGUGCCGGAUGACCGAGAUGACCCAGAGAUCAUCCUCAGCACCACUACAUAUUAUUACUCAGUGCGGAUAUUCGCUGGUCAAGAGCCAGGUGGGGUUUGGGUGGGUUGGGUUACCCCUGAUUUCCACCAGUAUGAUCUCAAUUUUGACCUCUUCAAAGUUCGCACAGUCACGGUGACUGUGGGAGAUGACAAAGGCAACAUUCAUGACAGCAUAAAGAGGAGCAACUGUUACAUGGUGUGGGCAGCAGACUUAAUCAGUGGCCCCCAGCAGUGCUUCACUCAGGAGGAUCUGGUUGUUGGCUGUUUGGUUGACUUGGCAACUGGUCUCAUGACUUUCACAGCCAAUGGGAAGGAAAUUAACACCUUUUACCAGGUGGAGCCCAACACUAAGCUUUUCCCUGCUGUGUUUGUUCAGCCCUUCAGUCAAAACAUGCUUCAGUUUGAACUGGGAAAGCUAAAGAACAUCAUGCCCCUGUCAGCUGCCAUGUUCCGGAGUGAGCGGAAGAACCCCGUGCCCCAGUGUCCGCCUCGCCUGGACGUUGAGAUGCUGAGCCCGGUGAUCUGGAGUCGAAUGCCUAACCACUUCCUGAAGCCUGAGGUGGGAAAAGUAUCGGACAGACAUGGCUGGAUGGUGGAGUGCAUCGAGCCACUCACCAUGAUGGCGCUCCACAUACCCGAGGAGAACAGGUGCAUCGACAUCCUGGAACUGUCGGAGCGGCAGGACCUGCUGAAGUUCCACUACCACACACUGAUGCUGUACUGUGCCGUGUGCGCACUGGGCAACAAUCGCGUGGCACACGCUCUCUGCAGCCACGUGGAUGAGUCACAGCUCUUCUACGCCAUUGAGAACACGUACCUGCCCGGGCCGCUACGCAUCGGCUACUACGACCUGCUCAUUAGCAUCCACCUGGAGUCAGCCAAGCGCAACCGCUUGGGUACCAACCGCGAGUUCAUCGUGCCCAUGACGGAGGAGACACUCAGCAUCACGCUGUACCCCGACGAGGAGAAGGCACAUAACCUGCCGGGUGUGGGCCUCACCACCUGCCUCAGGCCCAAGCUCCACUUCACAGCUGUCAGCUUCGUGGGCACUGACCCGGACCUGUACACUCUCAGCCCCAUCUUCCCUCUGCAGGAUCUGAAGACCAAGUCUCUGAGUAUGUUAACAGAAGCUGUCAUGGAUGGCAGUCAGGCCAUGCGUGAUCCAGUAGGGGGCAGUGUGGAGUUCCACUUCGUCCCCAUCCUCAAACUUAUCAGCACUCUCCUUAUCAUGGGCAUCUUCAAUGACGAUGAUGUCAAGCAUAUCCUCAAGAUGAUCGACCCCAACGUUUUCGGAGAGGCCCAUAGGAAGGCAGAGGAGCAAGAGGGGGAGGGGGAGGUGGAAGGAGAGUCAGCUGCUAAGGAGCAGGAAGAGGAGGCAAAAGAGAAAGAGGAGGCAGUUGAAGAAGAGCUAGUAGAUGAAGGAGUGGGAGAAGAGGAGGAGGAUGAGGAGCUGAAAGCCCUCAAGAAGGAUGAAGGAGAUGAGGGAGGGGAGAUGGAAAAAGAAAAGGAGAAGGGAGGAGAAAAGGCCAAUGGAGAAAAGGCAGAGGAGGAGAAAGAGGCAGAGGAAGGAGAAGAUGAGGGACAAGAGGAAGCAGAGGAUGCCCCAGAAGAAGGACUUCUCCAAAUGAAACUUCCGGAAUCAGUCAAACUGCAGAUGUGCACCUUGCUGCAGUACUUCUGUGACUGUGAGCUCAGACACCGGGUGGAGGCUAUCGUUGCCUUCUCAGACAAGUUUGUCCAGCUCAUUCAGACGAACCAGCGAGAACGCUACAAUGAGCUGAUGAGAGCCUUUACCAUGUCGGCUGCUGAGACAGCACGCAAGACGCGCGAGUUCCGCUCCCCUCCACAGGAGCAGGUCAUUAUGCUGACUAACUUUAAGAACUGUCUGGAUGAUGAUGACUGUCCAGUGUCUGAAGAGAUUCGGGAACAUCUCCAGCAAUUCCACAACGAUAUCCUCAGUCACUGCGGUGUGCACAUGGAAGAAGAGGAGGAGGAGGAAGAGGUGGAUAGAACUCUGAGAGGAAGGCUACUCAAGCUGGUGGAAAAAAUCAAGAUCCUCCGUAAGAAGAAUGACGAAGAGCCCGAACAAGAGGAAGAGUACAAACCCAGCACUCUGCAGGAGCUGAUCUCCCACACAAUGAUCCACUGGGCCCAGGAAUCGUUCAUCCAGAACCCCGAGCUGGUGCGCAUGAUGUUCAGCUUGCUGCACAGGCAGUACGACUCUCUUGGCGAGCUGAUCCGGGCUCUCCCCAAGGCCUACGCCAUCAAUGCCGUGUCCGUUCAGGACACCAUGGACCUGCUGGAAUGCUUGGGCCAGAUCCGUUCGCUGCUCAUCGUUCAGAUGGGCCCAGAAGAGGAGACACUCAUGAUCCAAACUAUUGGGAACCUCAUGAAUAAUAAGGUUUUCUACCAGCAUCCUAACCUGAUGAGGGCCUUGGGCAUGCACGAGACUGUCAUGGAGGUCAUGGUCAAUGUGCUUGGAGGUGGAGGAGACUCAAAGGAGAUUAGAUUCCCCCAAAUGGUGACAAAUUGCUGUCGCUUCCUGUGUUACUUCUGUCGCAUCAGUCGUCAGAAUCAGCGUGCCAUGUUCGACCACCUGUCCUACCUGCUACAGAACAGUGGCAUUGGUCUAGGAAUGCGAGGAUCCACCCCCCUGGAUGUGGCUGCAGCAUCCUGUAUUGACAACAACGAGCUGGCUUUAGCCCUGCAGGAGCAGGACCUUGAGAUGGUGGUAACAUAUCUGGCUGGGUGUGGACUACAGAUGUGCCCCAUGCUGCUGUCUAAAGGCUACCCCGACAUUGGCUGGAACCCUUGUGGUGGGGAGCGAUAUCUGGACUUCCUCCGUUUUGCUGUAUUCGUUAAUGGUGAGAGCGUAGAGGAGAAUGCCAACGUGGUGGUGCGACUGCUCAUUCGUCGGCCCGAGUGUUUUGGCCCCGCCCUGAGAGGAGAGGGCGGGGCUGGCCUGCUAGCUGCCAUGGAAGAUGCAAUUAAAAUCUCAGAGGAUCCAGCGAGGGAUGGUCCUACCCCUAAGAAAGACAGGCGCUUCAUGUUUGGUGGGGAGGAGCAGCAUGAGGAGAACAGGGUCCAUCUAGGGAAUGCCAUCAUGUCAUUUUACUCAGCUCUUAUUGAUUUGCUGGGACGCUGUGCCCCUGAGAUGCAUUUGAUCGAGGCUGGUAAGGGGGAGGCUCUGAGAAUCAGAGCCAUCCUCAGGUCUUUGGUGCCCAUUGAAGAUCUGGUGGGUGUCAUCAGCUUGUCUGUGCAGAUUCCAACCUUUGGCAAAGAGGGUCAGAUCAUAGAACCCAAGAUGUCUGCCAGCUUUGUACCAGACCAUAAAGCCUCCAUGGUGCUGUUCCUGGACAGAGUAUAUGGCAUUGAUAACCAAGACUUCCUGCUCCACGUGUUGGAGGUGGGCUUCCUACCGGACAUGAGAGCUGCAGCCUCUCUGGACACGGCAGCGUUUAGCACCACAGAGAUGGCACUGGCUUUGAACCGCUACCUGUGCUCCGCCGUACUUCCGCUGCUCACAAAGUGCGCCCCUCUGUUCGCUGGCUCCGACCACCGCGCCAUCAUGAUCGACUCCAUGCUGCACACCAUCUACAGGCUGUCGCGCGGCCGUGCUCUCACCAAGGCACAGAGGGACAUCAUCGAGGACUGCCUCAUGUCCCUGGUCAAGUACCUACAUCCAUCAAUGCUGCAGCAUCUGUUGAGGAGACUUGUGUUUGAUGUGCCAAUCCUCAAUGAGUAUGCCAAGAUGCCCCUGAAACUGCUGACUAAUCACUAUGAGCGCUGUUGGAAGUACUACUGCCUGCCUAACGGCUGGGCCAACUUUGGCACCACGUCAGAGGAGGAGUUACAUCUGUCGCGCAAACUUUUCUGGGGAAUCUUUGAGUCUUGUGCACACAAGAAAUUUGAUGCAGAGUUGUUCAAGAUUGCCAUGCCAUGCAUCUGUGCCAUUGCGGGAGCCAUUCCACCAGACUAUGUAGAUGCCAGUUAUUCUGCGACAGAGAAGAAAGCCACUGUUGAUGCUGAGGGUAACUUUGAUCCCAGACCUGUGGAGACCACCAACACCAUCAUCCCAGAAAAGCUGGAUGCCUUCAUAAACAAAUAUGCAGAGCAUACUCAUGACAAAUGGGCCUUUGAGAAGAUCCAGAACAACUGGACAUAUGGAGAAAUUCUGGAUGAAACUGCUAAGACACAUCCUAUGCUCCGCCCAUACAAGACCUUUUCUGAGAAGGAUAAAGAGAUCUAUCGCUGGCCCAUUAAGGAGUCCAUAAAGGCCAUGUUAGCCUGGGAGUGGACUAUUGAAAAAGCCCGGGAAGAGGGGGAGAAGGCUGAGAAGACCCCUGCCACCGCCACCAGGAAGAUCUCCCAAACUGCUCAGGCUACUUAUGAUCCUAGUCAGGGCUACUCUCCCCAGCCAGUGGAUUUGACCACCAUGGCUCUCUCCAGAGAACUGCAGUCUAUGGCAGAGCAGUUGGCUGAGAAUUACCACAACACCUGGGGCAGGAAGAAAAAGCUGGAGCUUCAAGCCAAAGGUGGUGGGACCCAUCCACUACUUGUUCCUUACGACACUCUGACGGCUAAAGAGAAAGCCCGCGACAGAGAGAAAGCACAGGAUCUCCUCAAAUUCCUUCAGUUCGAGGGAUAUGCUGUCACAAGGGGCCUUAAGGACAUGGAGCAGGAAAUCUCCUCCAUUGAGAAACGCUUUGCUUAUGGCUUCCUGCAGAAGCUACUGAAGUGGAUGGAGAUUGCCCAGGAGUUUAUUGCUCAUCUGGAGGCCGUUGUGAGCAGUGGUAGAGUUGAGAAAUCCCCUCAUGAGCAGGAGAUCAAAUUCUUUGCCAAGAUCCUGCUGCCCCUGAUUAACCAGUACUUUAAGAAUCACUGCCUCUAUUUCCUCUCCACUCCUGCCAAAGUACUGGGCAGUGGUGGCCAUGCCUCCAACAAGGAGAAAGAGAUGAUUGCCAGUAUCUUCUGUAAGUUGGCUGCUCUAGUGAGGCACAGAGUUUCCCUCUUUGGAACUGAUGCUACAGCAGUGGUGAACUGCCUGCAUAUCCUGUCCCGUUCACUGGAUGCCAGGACCGUGAUGAAAUCAGGGCCAGAGAUCGUAAAGGCUGGCCUGCGCUCCUUCUUUGAGAGUGCUGCUGAUGACAUCGAGAAGAUGGUUGAAAACCUCAAACUGGGCAAAGUAUCCACCAAAAACCAGGUUAAGGGUGUGUCUCAGAACAUUAACUACACCACCGUUGCUCUACUGCCAGUGCUUACUUCACUCUUCGAUCACAUUGCUCAGCACCAGUUUGGAGAUGAUGUCAUCUUGGAUGACUUGCAAAUAUCCUGCUAUCGCCUCAUGUGCAGCAUCUACUCUGUGGGGACCGUUAAGACACCCCAUGCUGAGAAACUAAGACCUGCCCUUGGGGAGUGUCUGGCUCAUCUAGCUGCAGCCAUGCCUGUGGCCUAUCUGGAACCCCACCUCAAUGAGUUCAACACAUAUUCAGUCUACACAACCAAAACCCCGAGAGAGAGAGCCAUUCUGGGACUGCCCAGUCAGGUGGAGGAGUUAUGCCCAGACAUCCCCGAGCUGGACGUGCUCAUGAAGGAGAUCGCAGGCAUGGCGGAGUCCGGCGCCCGCUACACGGAGAUGCCCCACGUGAUCGAGAUCACCCUGCCAAUGCUGUGCAACUACCUCCCCCGCUGGUGGGAGAGAGGUGCGGAGAACUUCCCGGAGCAAGAGGGACAGCUCUGCACAGAGGUCACCUCAGAACACCUCAACCAGCUGCUGGGCAACAUCAUGAAGAUUGUGGUCAAUAACCUUGGCAUUGAUGAGGCCUCCUGGAUGAAGAGAUUGGCAGUGUUCGCCCAGCCCAUUGUGAGCAGGGCCAAGCCAGAGAUGCUCAAAUCCCACUUCAUCCCAACCAUGGAGAAGCUGAAGAAGCGCUCGGGGAAGGUGGUGGCAGAGGAGGAGCAGCUCCGCAUGGAGGGCAAGUCUGAGGUGGACAGCGAGCAGGGGACCAUCCGCGAUGAGUUCGCUGUGCUCUGCAGGGAUCUGUAUGCCCUCUACCCGCUGCUUAUCCGCUAUGUGGACAACAACAGGGCGAGGUGGCUGACUUCCCCUGAUCCUGAUGCAGAAGACCUCUUCAGGAUGGUGGGAGAGGUUUUCAUCUUUUGGUCCAAAUCUCACAACUUUAAACGUGAGGAGCAGAACUUUGUGGUGCUGAAUGAGAUCAACAACAUGUCUUUUCUUAUGGCUGACAGCAAGAGCAAGAUGACCAAGGCCGGUGACGGAGAGGGUGGAGGCGCAGAUGCAGAACGUACCAAGAAGAAACGGCGUGGGGACCGCUACUCUGUGCAGACGUCACUGAUUGUAGCUGCUCUGAAGAAAUUGCUUCCCAUUGGUCUAAAUAUGUGUUCACCUGCAGACCAAGAACUCAUAAACUUGGCCAAGAUCCGCUACUCUCUGAAAGACACAGAUGAGGAAGUGAGGGAAUUCCUACAGAAUAAUCUGCAUCUACAAGGCAAGGUAGAGGACCCCUCCAUGCGUUGGCAGAUGGCUUUAUAUAAGGAGACCUCAGGCAAGGCAGAGGAUGCUGAGAACCCAGUGAAGGUCGUGAAGAGGGUACAGGAGGUAGCUGCCGUGCUCUACCACAUUGAAGUGACCGAACACCCGUUCAAAUCCAAGAAGAUGGUCUGGCACAAGCUGUUGUCGAAACAACGGCGCCGGGCUGUGGUGGCAUGUUUCCGGAUGACUCCCCUCUACAACAUCCCCAGGCACAGAGGGUCCAACAUGUUCCUCGAUGGAUACAAGCGCAACUGGCUGGAGAAUGAAGGCUAUUCCUUUGAGGACAAGAUGAUCGAUGAUUUAUCUAAAACCAUGGAGGAGGAGGAGGAGGAAGAGGAGGAGACCGAAGCUAAGCCAGACCCCCUGCAUCAGCUCAUCCUUCACUUCAGCCGCACAGCUCUCACAGAAAAAACUAAACUCGAUGUGGAUUAUCUCUAUAUGGCAUAUGCUGAUAUUAUGGCAAAGAGCUGCCACAUUGGUGAGGAGGACGAAGGGGGAGAGGAGGAGGGGGGCAAGGAGCCAUCCUUUGAGGUGCGGCAGACAGAGAUGGAGAAGGAAAUGGAGAAGCAAAGGCUUCUGUACCAGCAGUCUCGACUGCAUGAGCGCGGGGCGGCAGAGAUGGUCUUACAAAUGAUCAGUGCAUGCAAAGGUGAGCCUGGGGCCAUGGUAUCUUCCACCCUUAAACUGGGCAUCUCCAUCCUCAACGGAGGUAACAGUGAUGUCCAGCAGAGAAUGCUGGACUACCUGAAGGAUAAGAAGGAUGUGGGCUUUUUCCUAAGCUUGCAGUCUCUGAUGCAGACCUGCAGUGUUCUGGACCUGAAUGCGUUUGAGAGGCAGAACAAGGCAGAUGGUCUUGGAAUGGUUUCAGAGGAGGGCACAAAUAUCAAGCUAGAACGGGAUGAGAAAGUGAUGGCAGAUGAUGAGUUCACAUGCGACCUCUUCCGCUUCUUGCAGCUGCUUUGCGAGGGCCACAAUAAUGAUUUCCAGAACUAUCUGCGUACGCAAACUGGAAGCACCACAACCAUCAACAUUAUCAUCUGUACUGUGGACUACCUGCUGAGACUGCAGGAAUCAAUCAGUGACUUCUACUGGUACUACUCUGGAAAGGACAUCAUUGAUGAACCAGGAAAGAGAAACUUUUCUAAGGCAAUGACUGUCGCUAAGCAGGUCUUUAACAGCCUGACUGAAUACAUCCAGGGCCCGUGCACAGGGAACCAGCAGUCCCUGGCUCACAGCAGAUUGUGGGAUGCUGUGGUCGGCUUCCUGCACGUGUUUGCACACAUGAUGAUGAAGCUGGCACAGAUGCACCCUGUCCCAGGACUCCGAAAUGGCGAUCAUUUCCGGAGUCAAAUACACUCCGAGGAUUCCAGUCAGAUUGGUCUGCUAAAAGAGCUUCUAGACCUGCAGAAAGAUAUGGUUGUUAUGCUGCUCUCUCUGCUGGAGGGUAAUGUAGUGAAUGGUACUAUUGCUCGCCAGAUGGUGGACAUGUUGGUGGAGUCAUCCAGCAAUGUAGAGAUGAUACUCAAGUUCUUUGACAUGUUUCUUAAGCUGAAGGACAUUGUGGCAUCGGAUGCCUUCCGGGAUUAUGUUACCGACCCACGUGGCCUGAUCUCUAAAAAAGACUUCUCCAAAGCCAUGGACAGCCAAAAGCAAUACUCUCCCUCUGAGAUCCAGUUCUUGCUCUCCUGCUCCGAGGCCGAUGAGAAUGAAAUGAUCAACUAUGAAGAGUUUGCCGACCGCUACCAGGAGCCAGCCAAAGACAUCGGCUUCAACAUUGCUGUGCUACUCACCAACCUCUCUGAGCAUGUGCCCCAUGACACUCGUUUACAGAACUUCUUAGAGCAAGCUGAGAGUGUGCUGAACUACUUCCGCCCUUUCCUAGGCCGCAUAGAGAUCAUGGGUGCUAGCAAGAGGAUCGAGCGCAUCUACUUUGAGAUCAGUGAGGCGAACCGGACGCAAUGGGAGAUGCCUCAGGUCAGAGAGUCUAAGAGACAGUUCAUAUUUGAUGUGGUCAACGAGGGUGGUGAGUCUGAGAAGAUGGAGCUCUUUGUCAACUUCUGCGAGGACACCAUUUUUGAGAUGAACAUUGCGUCCCAGAUCUCUGAGCAGGAGGAGGAAGGAAAUGGAGAUGAAGAUGAAGAAGAGGAGGAAAGUGGUGGCACAGGAGAUGGGGAUGGAGAAGGAGAGGAAGGAAAUGGGGAGGUGGCACCAGCAGAGCCCAGCUCAGCAUUCGCAGACUUCAUUAAGAGCGUGGUGGGCUUCCUCAACCUUUUCACUUUCCGCAACCUCAGACGACACUACCGCAGGCUUCGGAGAAUGACCAUAAAGGAGAUGAUCUUUGGCCUAGCCACCUUCUUCUUCACCAUCCUUAUGGGCAUCCUACAUUUCAUCUACAGUGUAUGUAAAGGCUUUUUCAUGCUCAUAUGGAACACGCUGUUUGGAGGCGGCUUAGUAGAGGGGGCAAAGAAGAUGACGUUGACCGAGAUCCUAACCAACAUGCCUGACCCAACUCAAGAUGAGGUGCAUGGCGAUCUUCCACCUGAGCCAGGUGCCAGGAAGGUCCAGGACUCAGGUGCAUCGGGUGAUGGAGAAGAGGCUGGCGGAGGAGAGGAAGAAGAUGGGGAUGGGCAGGAGACAGAAACAGGAGGCAGGCCUGGAUUUGAUAUCCCUGGAGGUCUGGGUGAUAUGGGAGAGACAGAGCCAGAAGAACCCCCUACACCAGAGGGUACACCACUCCUCAAGAGAAAACUGCUGGAAGAAGGAACAGUGGGGGAAGAGGAGGCAGAGGGAGCAGAAGAAGGAGAGCCAGAGGCUGUGGAGGAAGAGGCAGCUCCAGAACCAGAGAAGGCAGAUGCUGAAAAUGGAGAAAAACCUCAGAAAGACACAGAGGCCAAGCCAGAGGAGACAGUAGUGGAAGAAGAAGAGGAGAAAAAAGUCAAGGCCAAAGCCAAGAAAGGAAAACUAGCCGAGGGUGGCUUCGAGCUCUGGAAUGAGCUGGAGGUCCAAAGGAUCAAGUUCAUGAACUACCUCUCUCGCAACUUCUACAACCUGCGUUUCCUGGCUCUGUUCAUUGCUUUUGCUCUAAACUUCAUCCUGCUCUUCUACAAGGUGUCCAGUAGUCCCCCAGGUGGGGAGGAGUUCGAAAGCUCAGGCAUGUUUGAGGGUUCUGGGAUGUUUGAGGGGUCUGGCGAAGAGGCAGAAGCUUCUGGAAUGGAGGAAAAUGGUGAUGAGGAUGAUGAAGAAGGCCCCAUCUAUUACUUCCUGGAGGAGAGCACGGGUUAUAUGGAGCCUGCAAUGGCUUUCCUUGGCAUUUUACACACUGUCAUCUCUUUCCUCUGCAUCAUCGGGUACAAUUGUCUCAAGGUCCCCUUGGUCAUCUUUAAAAGGGAGAAGGAACUGGCCCGGAAGCUGGAGUUCGAUGGUCUCUACGUGACUGAACAACCAGAGGAUGAUGACAUUAAGGGCCAGUGGGACAGAUUGGUGCUUAAUACACCAACCUUCCCUAACAACUACUGGGACAAGUUUGUGAAAAGAAAGGUGCUAGAGAAGUAUGGAGAUAUCUAUGGUAGAGAGAGGAUUGCUGAGCUCUUGGGAAUGGACUUGGCAUCUCUGGAUGUCAGUGCAAUGACACAUGAGAAAAAACCUGAAGCUGAUACCUCAGUUGUUACCUGGCUAACCUCUAUUGACAUCAAGUAUCAGAUUUGGAAGUUUGGAGUUGUGUUCACAGAUAAUACGUUCCUAUACCUGGUAUGGUACUUGGUCAUGUCUCUGCUGGGUCACUACAACAACUUCUUCUUCGCCUGUCACCUGCUGGACAUCGCCAUGGGUGUUAAAACACUGCGCACUAUCCUGUCCUCCGUUACCCACAAUGGCAAACAGUUGGUGAUGACAGUGGGCUUGCUGGCUGUGGUGGUGUACCUCUAUACCGUAGUGGCCUUCAACUUCUUCCGCAAAUUCUACAACAAGAGCGAGGAUGAGGAUGAGCCAGACAUGAAGUGUGAUGACAUGAUGACUUGCUACCUGUUCCAUAUGUACGUAGGCGUGAGAGCUGGUGGUGGUAUAGGUGAUGAGAUUGAGGAUCCAGCUGGAGACGAAUAUGAGCUUUACCGUGUGGUCUUCGACAUCACUUUCUUCUUCUUCGUCAUCGUCAUCCUCUUGGCCAUCAUUCAGGGUCUGAUCAUCGAUGCCUUUGGUGAACUUAGAGACCAACAGGAGCAGGUCAGAGAGGACAUGGAGACAAAGUGUUUCAUCUGCGGAAUUGGAAGUGAUUACUUUGACUCCACUCCACAUGGUUUUGAGACACACACAUUAGAAGAACACAAUUUAGCCAACUACAUGUUCUUCUUGAUGUAUUUAAUUAAUAAAGAUGAAACCGAGCAUACUGGACAGGAAUCAUACGUGUGGAAAAUGUACCAGGAGCGGUGCUGGGACUUCUUUCCAGCAGGCGACUGUUUCCGAAAGCAAUACGAAGAUCAGCUCAGCUAAUUCCCAGUGCCACAGAGUGUGUGUGUGUGUGUGUGUGUGUGUGUGUGUGUGUGUGUGUGUGCGUGCGUGCGUGCGUGCGUUAAGGGUGGGUGGCGGAGUGAAACCAAUAAUGUGAGUCGAUAGAAAUGAGACAUUUAAGAAACAUGUUUUCAUGUCUUGAUAGUGUUUGAGUAAUGGCACUACACUUACUGCAGCGCACUCUCACAAAAGUAGCCUUUUAUUUACUUGUGUAAAUGAGUUAAAAUAAGUGAAAGAUGAAUAUGAAAUAUGUGUGUAUGUGUGUGUGAAAGAGAGAGAAAGAAAGAAAAAAGAAAGAUAGAAAGAAAGAAAGAGGGAGAGAAUAAAGAGGAUGGAUGGUAUAAACAGCCUUUAUUUUGUGGCGUUAAAUAUUUGAAGGAUUGAAUCAGGCCAAAAUUAAGCUUUCUUCCUCUCAGUCUUCUUUGCGUUUCUGUUGAUCUUAAAACAUCACAGUGCCUAAUACUGAAUCAACUACAAUAAUGACAAGUACAGUGAUACUGCUUUAUUGAUAGUCAGUAUUGAUCUUUUUAGUAUACCCAGUAAGUAGACUUGAAGACUAUUUUUAGUGUAAUAUAAGAAGUUUUUGUCUGUAAUUAUUUAUAUAUGUGUGCAUACACAUAUACAUGCCAGAGCCAUAUCACUGCAUAAUCUGUCUUCUGACACGGAAGACAUUUUGACAUAUUUUAAGGUAGGCUGGUAAUCUGUGUGAUAAAUGAAAAUGUGCCAGAAAGUAAACAUUAAAAUUAAUAUUUUAUCCUCAGAGAGAAGCAACAAAAAUCCCAAAUGCCUCUUUCUCUAUGGCCAGAAGUACACUUGUCUUUUCAGUGUGAUGUAGCAAUUCAAUCAUAUCUUGCCUCACUGAGAUGCGAGUGUGUACAAUCUGUGGAGGGAUCCUGGCCACACUGAGUCUGCUAUAAAAAUCUGUUGGCCCUCAGUUACAUGUGGACACAUUUCAAGCAAUGCAAAUGUUACUUACCUCCACUGACAUGAUUUCUUCUGAAAGGUUCCACUAAACAGGACAAUGCUGGUUGUGAGUUCUACUCAAGAAAUGGGGUAUCGAUCCAGUCCCACAUAUCUGACCAUAUCUGCCAGGUGUCAUGUGAACAAUCAGUCUGACCUUAGCUGAUUGCCAAAGUGGCAUUUUUGUUUAUUGAAUCACAUUAAAAUAGCAAGUGUAACCACAGCCAGGUUUUGUAUGAGACAAGUUCAUAUAUCCUACUAUCAUGUCUUUUGUUUUAUAUUUUUGGUGGUGAGGUAUGAGCUUAAAGUCACAACUAAAAAUCACAGAAACUUUGUAUGAAUGUUAAAAAACUUCUGCACACGAGAGUCUUAGUAUGUAAUGCUGUUGUAUGUAACACUUGGGUGACACUCACUCCUAUGGUGUUUCUGCCACUGUACAGUACAGACUAAUUAGCAAGGUGAAGGUGUUCCUUGUGUUUCUUACACUAGUUUAGAAAUGCUGUUAGCGGGCAAUGUCCACUUGCUUUAUCAUGACAAUGAAGUUACACUCUAUCAUGUCUCUGUACAUGAGUGUUUCUUUAUUUUUUCAGUGAAUUUGAACAGAAUACAAGCAUUGAGGCUAUUCUGUCAUUUUAAGGUUUUGACCAGAAGGAAUCUACAUACUGUAGGGCUGAUAACUUAUUUUGUCAACUUAAAUAUAUAGAAAAUAUAUUUUUUCGUUGGAGCUAUGAAUUUUUCAGACCUUCUAAGCCAUUCUGUUCUAAGUGACUAUGUAUUAUGUACUUUGUUAACUUUUUUUUGGGUGGGGGAGUAUCUAUAAAGAAUUUAGUAAUGGAAAAAUGGAGGAGAGUUACAUCCAGUUUGCAGUCAGAUAAACAGAUUGUUUUUUGUGUUUUUGCCUGCAAACUCUUGUUAUUGCUUUCAGCCUGAUGCAAUACUUUAUUCUUUUUUCCAAAUAGAGAAAUAAAUUAUUAAUAAACUUCAGAUCUCUCCAAUCUGUGUUACUGCUGAAAUGAAUAAGCCACAGAAAAGCUAUUCCAUACACAGACAUGCAUGUACACACACAUGCAACAUCUUUGCUGUGAGUGUAAGACUGUGUCAGCACCAUGUGCCUGUGUGUAUUCACUCUGAAAGUGGCAGGAGAGAGCUUACUUUUCUUUAAAUCUGACUGGGUAUGUGCCAGAAUCCUGUUUCAAUAAAACUUAAGCCUGUUGCAAUA
Electrophorus electricus (electric eel) is the source of this 17639-nucleotide messenger RNA. RefSeq names its product ryanodine receptor 1-like. Gene Ontology annotation, biological process: release of sequestered calcium ion into cytosol by sarcoplasmic reticulum; intracellular calcium ion homeostasis; striated muscle contraction. Lineage: Eukaryota; Metazoa; Chordata; Actinopteri; Gymnotiformes; Gymnotidae. The record is from RefSeq and is a predicted model, not a curated record. Gene Ontology annotation, cellular component: calcium channel complex; sarcoplasmic reticulum membrane; Z disc. Gene Ontology annotation, molecular function: protein binding; ryanodine-sensitive calcium-release channel activity.